CACCAAGGCUGGCACCUCCAUGGUGGAACGGUUCGCCGCAAUGUUGCAAGGUCCCUUUGAGCAACUAAGCGGUGACGGGAGUACAUGUCAACUCGAAUCCGGACGCCAAAACCUCGCCCUGGUUGACGACCCCUUGAUGCCUGGUUCAUCGGCUCCCUCAUCGUCGUUUGUCGAGGAUCAUCAACGUGAGAUUUCGAGCGGAGCUGCAGUAUCCUCAUCGAUCAACGUUGGCUCCGACGAACCAUUUGAAGAACGUCCGCCAUCUCCCUGUGACGUGCACAACUUCCCUGUGAUAGAACGAAUGAUGUACACGCAACUACGUCCCGAACUCUUUCCAGCGGCUGGGCCCCGG
Molecule: messenger RNA, 352 nt
Organism: Amoebophrya sp. A25
Lineage: Eukaryota; Dinophyceae; Syndiniales; Amoebophryaceae
Source: the annotation of a GenBank genome assembly